Messenger RNA from Symbiodinium pilosum, 990 nucleotides. Lineage: Eukaryota; Dinophyceae; Suessiales; Symbiodiniaceae. The record is from the annotation of a GenBank genome assembly.
AUGACCACGGAGCUUCUGCGCAUCUUUAAUGAAUGUGGAGUGUCGGUCGGGCUUCAAUACAAGCUGGGUCAGCAUUUCACUACAGUGAAGAAGUUUGCUACGUUUGCUGAUACGAGAUCAGAUGUGCGUGCUGCCCUCAAGGCAGAUCAUUCCUUGGAAGCCGCUGGCCAGGAGACGCGCGCUGCUGUGGCGGCCGUUGUCUCCGCAUGGGAGUCCUGUCGAAAAUUCUCCUCUAAGGAGAGUGAGUUGAAAGCUGAGGCCAUGCGAGCAUCAUUCGAGAAGACCUUCGGUGGCAUUGAUGAGGUGGUCGAACCGUCAGCUGAUUACCUCUCAACGAAGAUGGAGGAGGUAGAGAAUGGAGAGAUCAUUGCAUCACCUCUGUCAGAUGUGACAAGCAAGCGUAAGGCCAAGACUCUGGGCAUACAGACCAGUGUCGACGCUGGGGGACAUGUCCGGAUCGUCAAACAGCGGAGCAAAGGUUCUCUUCCUCAAAACACCGAGGAACUUCGCGCCAUCCUUCGAGUGGAAGGCAAGGCCUGGGUCUUCUUGGGCAGCAAGUAUCGCAACAAGGUUUUCUUCAAAGACAUGACUCAGACUGAUCAAGUGGCUCUUCGGCCACCUUGGACCAUGAUGAUCAGCUAUGAGUUCGAGCUUCGCAAAGAGGCCGUCAAGCGGGCAUUCCGUGAUUCGCGCCCGCUCUCAGAGACUUUGCGUGAGGUACAGGGCGAUGCGCAGCUGAAGGAGCAAUUCUUCACUUCCCCCAGUGCUCUGCAGAGCCGCAGCAUGCGCACGUGGUUCGAGCGUCCCAAUUAUGGACAGCCGUGGAAGUGGCGAAAGGGAGAGAAAGGCCCUGGUAAAGGCAAAGGAGGACACGCGAAAGGGCAAGGAUCAAAAGGGAAAGAGAGGCAAGGGCAACGGAGAGCUGGCAAGCCGCGCUCCAGAUGGACGCCUCAUCUGCUUUGCAUAUUUGACAUCCGGAUGUCCAGGUGA